Pipistrellus nathusii (Nathusius's pipistrelle) is the source of this 1338-nucleotide messenger RNA. NCBI's taxonomy places the organism in Eukaryota, Metazoa, Chordata, Mammalia, Chiroptera, Vespertilionidae. The record is from the annotation of a GenBank genome assembly.
AUGAGCGUGGCGCAGCAUGUGGAAGAGAAAGCUGUGCACGCGUGGUCCCGGAUCUCCACGGCAGGGAAGAAGGCCCUGGAGGAGGCGCUGCUGGUCUUUAACCCCAUGAGCCAGGAUCUGAGCGCCACAGAGGCCCAGCUGGUGGCCUUCCUGCAGGGCCUGCGAGAUGAUGGCUUCCAGCCUACCGUCCUGCGCAGCGGUGACGUCUACGGCUACAGUUCGUGCACGGCCAAACCCCCAAGCCAGACGAAGCUGCAUGCUCGCGCCCCCAUCCCAGCCACCACGUCACCUCCAGCCGGUGCUCCCCGAACUGCGAUGCGGCUGCCUGCCGGCCGGGCCACGCUGCUUCCCGUGCCGCUGUCUGGCAGGCUGGCCAAAGCGUCCACACCAGCCCUUACCAAGCAUGCUACCACCAACCUGCUCCUGAGCUCCCUGAAGGAGUCCAGUGCCAGCCAUGCCCGGGGCACGGCAAUGGGCUUCCCCACCCACCUCUAUCCAGGUGUCUACCCUGCCAUGCGGCUCUCCGUUGUCCUCGAGGCCCUGGUUCCACUCAAGACUCCCAUGCCCCGCUUGGGUGCCAAGCACAAGACACAGCCCCUGCAGCUCUCCCUCGCGGACUCUCCCCUGAAGCUACGGAAAGGCCCGGGAAAGGGGCUGGGGCUUCCCAGGAAAGUCACAAGCAAGAGCCCCAAGUGUGCGAUUCGCAGAGGCCCCAGGGCUGGACCCCAAGAAAGCGCUGGGCCUCAGAGCAAGACCUGCAAAGCCGCCGGAUCCCUCCUUGGCCCACAGACGCAAGGGGUGUCUGCCUCGGGCACCAAGACAGCCCAAGCCAAGGCAGCACAGACACUGGCCAGAGCCGUCUGUGCCCGGGCCAAGGUGGCUCACACCCAGGCUAAAGCUGCCAAGGCCCGGGCAAAGACGAAGGCAGUGCAGGUCAAGGCCAAGGCCACACGUGCCAAGGCCAAAGCAGCAUGGAUCAAGGCCAAAGCCCAGGCGGCGCGGACCCAGCCCAGGGGCCGGGGCCGGGACUGCGUGAAAGGCUCUGUUCAGGCCAGGACCGCAAGGAAAGGCCAGAAGAGCAGCCCUGGGUCUGUGGGGCAGAAGAGGAAGAGGACUGAGGAGGCAAAAGACCUUCCCCGGAAGAGGACGCGGCUGGGGGCCCGCGGCCCUAAGGCUCGCCUACGUCUUGGGACAUCGGAGCUCCUGACGUUCCAGGCCAUCAAGGUGGACAGGCGGUCCUCGGACGACGAGGUGCGGCGGCAGGCCCAGCGCGCCCUCCGUGUGAACCUGUCCCCUGUGAUCCGCCUCCAGCCCCUGCUGCCGUGCCCGGGGCCCUGA